Molecule: messenger RNA, 4433 nt
Organism: Chiloscyllium plagiosum (whitespotted bambooshark)
Lineage: Eukaryota; Metazoa; Chordata; Chondrichthyes; Orectolobiformes; Hemiscylliidae
Source: RefSeq, a predicted model, not a curated record
AUAGCAUUUGCUGCCAGGUACUGGGUUAAACUGUAAAAGCAGAGGUGUACCAACUGGCCGAGUUUCUGGCUAAGAUGGGAAAAGCUCAGUCAUGUGUUCAUUCUGUUCAGGCGGGUGCGCAGUGAAGCUGAGUGGUUGGUACUGCGGCUCUGUGCCGGGACACUGAGGUGUUGAUACAUCCAAUACCUGCCUGUGUGUGUCUGCCUCUCUGUGUGUGUGUGUGUGUGUUCCUUUGCCACGUUUACUCUGCAGACAAAGCGACAUCCAAAAACCACUGUGUUGGCUGCUCCGAGUUUUUAUUUGUUAAGGUGACCGGAAUAUUCACUGGCGCCUGUUCCUGUGAUGAAUCGGGAGGUGGGAGGAGACCACUUUCUGCGGGUGAAAUGUUGAGUGGAGCGCAGCCCGUGAACCGGCUUGUUGUAAAGGAGGGAGAGGAUUUCACAAACAGAGUCGACAUGGCAGCCGUGGACAAUCUGAAGAUCUCUGAGGCCGAGAUGGAGAGCUACUAUUUGCUGUGCAGUGCCUGUUUACUGCUGGAAUCCACAGUGAGAAAUGACUUUGUACCUGAAAUCGUAAACUCCAUUUGUGCAAAAAGUAUUUCUGAGGAUCUGAAGAAAAAGUUUGCUUUCCUUCCAGGUGCACGUGGAAAGGAUGAUGCUGUGAUUAUUACUUUCCCUGAGUGCCCCAGCUUCAGUGAGAUUCCAAGCGAGGUCAUUGAGAAGGUUCUGACGUACUUGACUGCUAUUCCAAGUAUUCACAAACCGGAAAUCAAGUUCAUCAUUAUCUUGGACAGGCGCCUGGAUACGUGGACGUCCAUCAAAGCAGCUCUGGUCCAGAUUGCGGCCACGUGUCCAGAAAACCUGCAGCUGGUGCUGGUCCUGCGCCCCACCGGAUUCUUCCAGCGUGCCAUCUCUGACAUUAGCUUCCGAUUCAAUCAGGAUGACUUUAUCCUGAAACUCCCAGCUAUCGAGAGCUUCGCUGUGAUGGUGAAGGAGAUUGCGCAGAUGCUGCAGGCAUUUGGAACAGAUCUGGCUGAAGCUGAGCUGCCCGAUAAUUUACAUUCUGUAGAGGACCUACUGAUUGCCAGAACUGAGAAAUAUAAUCAGCUUAAGAAUGAUGUUCAAAGGGUAAUUAAGGAGGGUGACCUACUCCUGACCAACCUCACGGAGCCUGACAGUAAUGCACAGUGUAUGAUGGAGAAAGAUGGAGACCGAGCGACAGUGAAAAGACUCCUUGCCCAGUUGCAUGAGAUGGAGAUGGCUUUUGAUGGCUUUUGGGAAAAGCAUCUGCUUAAACUUGAACAGUGUCUACAGCUGUGGAGAUUUGAACAAGCUUUCGAAGAGGUAAAAGCUGCCUUGGAUUAUUUAGCAUCUGAGGGUGGAGAUAUUCCAGAAACUGGUGACAAUGUGGCUCAUUCGGAACAAGCUCUUCGAGAGUUAAGUAACUUUGAUGAACAAUCUCAGGAACUAAUUGACAAUGCCCAACUGCUGCUUUCACAAGGAGACCAGUUGAUAUCCAAUCACCAUUACGCAGAGGAUUUAAUCCGCGAGAAAUGCAAGGAACUCCGCCACUGCUGUGAUGACCUGCUUGAUGAAAUGAGGAGCAAAUACGUCACCCUUAACAAAUCACUGGAGCUUCACACUCAGCUGCAGCAGGGUCUGCAGUGGUGUGAUGAAGGUGCAUAUCUCCUCGCCUCUCAGCCCAUGGACAAGUGUCAGUCACAGGAAGGAGCAAAGAGAGCGCUGCAAGAAAUCGAGAAAUUUCUAGAAAGCUCAGGAGACUACCUACAGUGUGAUCCUGAAGAGUUAUACAGUGAAUUUGGACUCAUCCUCACAACACACAUUAAGGCCCAGAUCCAGAUGGUUCAUGAGAAGCUGGAAAACGUGCACGCAAUGUUCGAGCAGCGACAAUUGUCCCUGAAGAAACUGGCUGUCAAACAGGCCCGUCCUGUUCAACCGGUAGCACCACGACCAGAACCCUCUGCUCUGUCUUUAAAGAGCCCUUUCAAUUCACCGAAACACGCAGUGGAUUCGAGUUCUGGGUCGAAAUUCCCGUUUGACAUUUCCCUGUAUGGAAAGAGAAACUCCAGAAAACCGCAGAAUGCAAAGAAGAUUGAGGUUAUGCAUGAAAUCAGUCAAACAAGAAAUGCAUUGUACUCCCUAAAUUCCGAAAGUGAUGACAGCGUGGAAAUCUUAAAAGGGCACGUGAUAAAUGAGCUGAUCGAGACGGAGCGUGUGUAUGUGGAGGAGCUGAGCAGUGUGCUUCAGGGUUACAAAAUGGAGAUGGACAAUCCAAUGAUGAUAUCUCUCAUGCCGUCCUUAUUGGAGAACCAGAAGGAGGUAUUGUUUGGGAAUAUGUCAGAGAUCUAUGAUUUUCACAGCAGGAUUUUUCUUAAUGACCUUCAGAACUGCAUCGAGAUGCCAGAGAAAGUAGGAGUCUGCUUCCUUCAGAGGAGGGAGAAUUUCCAAAUGUAUGUGAAAUACUGUCAGAACAAGCCACGCUCAGAACAUCUCUGGAGACAGUGCUCAGACUGUCCCUUCUUUCAGGAAUGUCAACGUAAACUAGACCAUAAACUUGGGCUGGACUCAUACUUACUAAAACCCAUUCAACGGUUAACAAAGUACCAGCUAUUACUGAAGGAAUUAUUGAGGUUCAGCAGUAAUGGUGAAGGAACCCAGGAGUUACAUGAAGCUCUCACAGCUAUGUUGAACUUACUGAAGUCAGUGAAUGACUCCAUGCACCAGAUUGCUAUCACAGGAUAUAAUGGCAACCUGGAAGAAUUUGGUCCACUUUUGAUGCAGGGCUCGUUCAAUGUCUGGAUCAACCACAAGAAAGGUCCCACCAAAAUGAAGGAUCUCGCUCGCUUCAAACCCAUGCAACGCCACCUAUUCCUUCACGAGACAGCACUUCUGUUCUGUAAGAAACGCGAGGAGCAUGGAGAAGGUUAUGACAAAGCACCUUCUUACAGUUUCAAACAUUUCUUAAAAAUGAGCGCUGUCGGAAUCACGGAGAAUGUUAAAGGAGAUCGGCGGAAGUUUGAAGUCUGGAACAGUGGCCGUGAAGAAGUGUAUCUCAUUCAAGCUCCAUCAGUCGAUGUUAAGAUGGCCUGGUUGAGUGAGAUGAGGAAAGUACUAACAAAUCAACAGAGGCUCCUUCGAGAAGACAGCCAAUCUCAUCAUCAUCUUACAGAUCAGAUUCUUCUAUCCCCAGGGAAACAGAAAACAGCCUCUUUAAGUUCGGAGGAAAACGAUUCUGAGCUGACAAAUCCUGUGAUUUUAGAAAACUUCUCUCUGUCCCCUCAGCAUCUUUCAACACGGAAAGACUGGGCCGGGACUUUACGUUAUGUUGAAGCCUCUGAGGGAAAUGAUGGCUGGUCCAGUAACAAUGACACUGAGGAAGAGGAUUCAAAUCAACUGUCCCCUGGGAGGUACAAAGCUCGCACAGAUGGCAAAACCCUGGAUUCUGAUGAGCUGUUGAUCAAAACUGGAGAUGUUGUCCAGUUAAUGCAUGAGAAUGGUGAAGGACAAUGGUUUGUGAAAAACCUGAACCGGGGGCAGCAAGCGUGGAUUUCUGUCAACAGUCUCCAAAUUAUUGUUGGUGAUUGUUGCUCUCAAACCUCCAGCUCAUCAGGUUUGGAUAUUCAUAAGAUAAGGAAAGUCAGUUCAUCGCCCUGACCAGAACAAUGCAGGGUUGCCAGUCCCUGGGACAUUCUCCAUAUAGCAAUCCUCUCUUUCCCAUCAAACAGCUUCACCAUAUCCAGGUUUCCUCUGUGUCGGAGGAUCUUUGCAGGUAGAAUGUUGCUCCAUAUGUACUUCAUGACACUCGUCAGCAGGGACCAAUGAGAUCCCAGUCCCAUAAAUCAUAGACCAGGUGGAAAGCAAGGUCAUUGUGCAAUAAUUCGGAGAAGGAUUGUGAAGGUGCGACUUUGUGAGCUUCGAGGUAGUGGAGGUCGUUCAGUGAUGGAACGAUGAGCAGGUUCUGGACCUCUUACUGUCAUUUCAGUCAAAGGGGCCGCCAAUCUGGGCACAGCCUCACUGGCUGCUGCGUUCUCCUGGCUGAACUCAUGGUGUACUCAAGGAGAAGACGCUCCUGGUUCUGUAAUUGCUGAAUAUUUAAUGUGUGGAUGCGUGAUCAUUCUGAGGAAAUGUUGUUCACGUAAUCCAUAUUUUUAAUCUUGUGUUACACAGAAAAAUAAUGUAACUGUGCAAGUUCUGUGUUUUUCUCGAUUACACACGCUGACAUUGUUGAUGAUCAUUUAUACGUAAUUAUGACUUUCACAAGGCUUCUUAUGGAAGUAUUUAGAAUGUUGGUAUGUUUUCAUACUUUAAUUUCUGUUUGCAAACAAGGGAUCAGGAUCCCAGCAUUUCUCAUUGGCCUGAAACCCAUGACCCAUUAUUACUUUUGUACUUGGCAGCUCAUGUCCACUGCAGUUU